Messenger RNA from Sclerotinia trifoliorum, 3166 nucleotides. Lineage: Eukaryota; Fungi; Ascomycota; Leotiomycetes; Helotiales; Sclerotiniaceae. The record is from the annotation of a GenBank genome assembly.
AUAAUAUCUAUCGCGCAAGCUUAAAAAGAGUCGCGUUCUACCUUCGAACAUCGCAUCAAAGAAACACAAUUCAUCUGUUAACUUUGAUUCUUUCAACAACAGCAACGCAGAAUGGUUUGGAGUCAAUUUUACUGCACACUCAACGAAUCGAUUUAGUGGAUAUCAGUGUAGUCCUUUCUCACAUGCAGCUUGUACAUUACAAUCAAUCAAUCCAUCGUAGUUCAUAUUCGACUUCUUUCCCCACAGCUCUGAAGCUUAUCCUCCUGUCAUCAUCAUGGCUACCUUGACUGUUGAACAACAAAUCAAUCAACUAAAUGAUGCCCGGAAACUUGUGCUCUCAGAUGCCAACUAUUACACUCAGAUCAUUCAAGGAAUAUUACCAAUUAUUGGACCGACGGCGAGGGUAGAAUUAAGAAGAUGGGGUGCAGAUUUCCUAGCCGAGACCUUUUCAAGUCCAACCAUACCUUCAUCGCAGAAAGAAACUCUGAGCUUGGUCGUACUUGAUACUUUGAAGGAUAUGAUUGAGAAUCCGCACGAAGAUAGUGCAGUGGUUAAGAGUAUUGUGCAAACAGCAGCUAGCAUAUACCCGCUUGUCGUUCGAUGGAUGUAUGUUAAUUUCUGUAUCUCUACUAGCUUAUGACUAUGACUGGACUUGACCAUUCGAAUACCUUCCCCAUCUGCAUAUUGUUGGAUAGUGUCAAGCAAAUGGCAAUCAAAGAUGGUCCUAACCUGUGUGCCUAAAUAGUAUUAACAAUCCUUACGACAUACCAACCUGGGAUCGCAUGGUCGCAAUUAAGGCUAGAAUACUUCGAAUGUGGGAUACCGCGAAGCCUGGAAUAAGAAUAUGCUGCAUAAAGUUUGCGCAGAGGGUUGUUUUGGUACAAACAACAGGCGCUGAUGCAGAUUCUAGAGUAUGAAAGACACCUGGUAUUCCUAAAAAACCAUGAUACUAAUGUUAUUUUUGCUUCAGCGCGGUGAUCCCCUGCAGGUGUCGUUGUCUAUGGUACCUCCAAACCAUACUCUUCUUCCCCCGCGAAACCUUGAAGCCGAAGCGUCGGGCCUGCUUGAUAGACUUCUGAGCGUCUUCCAGGAAAAUUCUAGGUAUGUUGAUUCUAUUCAAGACUUCUCUUACCUCCACCCCUUCGAAACUGACAUUUCUAGCGAUGCUGUACUUGUUGAUGCAACUUUGAAUUCCCUUUCCAUCUUAAUUCGAGCCCGUCCCCAUAUUGCAAAUAAAAUUUUGAAUGUUCUAUUAAACUUCAAUCCUCUGAAACUUGCCAAUUCUCCAAUGACCCCCAAAUUGCGCGUUAUGGUUAAAUCUAUGGAAAAGACUACUAGAUCGCUACUCAACCAUAUCAGCAAGCGGUAUGUUCCUCUGUCCCUAUAUGAGUAUGUAAGCUGAUGGUCAUAGGGACCCCCAUAAUCCUCUCAACGGGCGAAUCCAGCAAUAUGUUGAAAGAAUGAUGCGCUCCAAAACAGAAAUAUUUGAUGAGGCAAAUAGAAAGCGUGGACCUCCAGAACCGGUGGACGGUCUAGAUCCCGCCAAACGACAAAAGCUCGGUGCGCAAGUUACAUCUCCAGCUCCGAGUAGACUCCAUAUACCACCAUUAGCACCAGGAAAUCACACAGUUGCCGAGCUUUUUACAAUCACAACCGAUGAAGCUCUGAAAGGAUUUGAUGUUGCACUACUAUCAGAGGAUCUAGUUGUUAAGAUUGGCAUAACAAUCCUGCAGAAGAUAGAUACUGACACCCUUGAACAAGCUAUCAGUGUAAGUUUUGCAAGUUCAAUGAAAUAUCUGUACAAAUACUUAUCUGGCAAGUAGGGUGUGAAAGAUAGGCUUCAAGCUCUCUCUGAGCCUAAAGCCGAGGAAAUCAAUGCCGAAACAGCUCCCUUGGGCGUAGAAGAAGAUGAUGAUGACUACGAACCUGAUUUCUACAAUGCCGAGGACACGGAACAAAUUUUGAACAAAUUAGAUAGUUCACCGCCCGAGGAGCUUAAAGUGGAUAUCGAAAAGGUUACCAAUGUGGCCCUUGGACCGUUCACAUUGCCGCCCCCUCCGUCCUUAAAUGCCGAGGAGGUGGCGCUGGUUGGUCAAGGUACCGUUUCUCGAGUUUUCGGUGUUAUGCAGACUUUAGAUGAACCUGUCGCAAGAAAGGCAAAGGCUGGCAUUAAUAGGCUGGCAGCUAGUGCGUAUGACCGAGAUGCGUGGAUUACUAUCAUUACACGCUUAGCAACACGCGCUGGGGCGGGUCUCGAAGAACCCUUAGACGCUGUCAAAAUGGAAUCACCAGAUGUUGAACGAUUAUCAUUAAGUAACACUAUACGGCAAUCUCUUCUUGUAUACAUUCUCGAAGAUUUCCGAAAACGAAUCGACAUUGCAGUUGCUUGGUUGUGCGAAGAAUGGUACAAUGACAAAGUACAAAUGAAGCUUGGAGACGGUUCAGCAGUGCUGCAUUACGAAAAAUGGACACUCAAGGUAUUAGAUGGAAUUUCCAUCUAUCUUGAUGCGAAAGAUAAAGUUUUGACUAGGUUUUUGAGCGAGAUUCCCGGAUUGAGCCUAGAGGUGUUGAACAAGAUCAAAGGGCUUUGCAAAGAUCCCACGAUGGUCAAUUUAUCGCUUACCAGUCUUCUUUAUUUGGUCAUGAUGCGACCACCGGUCCGAGAAUUGGCACUUGAUGCUGUGGAAGAUAUUUGGAAUACAUGUAAGAGUUCAUUCCUGGUUAAACUGUAGCCAUACUAACAACUUUAAAAGAUGAGAAUGCGAAGCCGAUUGCCGCCAAAUAUCUCAAAAAAUGGCGGCCGGGAUUUGAGGAGCGGUUACUCAAAAGCGAUGAAGAAACGAAAUCAAAUGGCAUGAUUGUCAGUGCUUAACUGCACGAAUAAGCUGGGAUUGAACCUAAUUUCAAUGGACAUGUCCUACUUGUAUUUUAGCAGUCCUCACAUUUCAGCAUUAAUCGGCGUAUAAAGGAAAUUUCAUAGGACAUGAAUUAGGACGGAGAUCAAAAAAGAAGGCCAAGUAGGUACACAACUGUAUCAUCUGGGGUUUUUCCUGGGAGGCAGAAACAGAUACAGCGGUACAUAUCUUGCUCGAGUUAGCACCUGGAUCAUACUUUUUAGUACGAUAUCUAUAAUCGAUACAUAAAAUACCAUCUAAGAUUACUUUUU